AUGAAGUUCAGCCUCGUUGCUCUUACCGCCCUCGCUGCUGUCGCCGCAGCUGCUCCCAGCGUGGAGAGGGAUGGGCUUGAGAUUCGCGCCGAGGAGCCCAAGCAGGUCAAGAAGCUCACGUUCUACACCUGGGACGGCAAGGCUCAGGAUAUCGGUGACGCCACCGUCUUCUACAACGACCCCGACGUCGUUGCCGACGUCCCCAAGAAUGCUGGAGCAGGUGGCGCGGCAGGGCUUGCAACAUCUGUCACACCUGCAGCCACAGCUACUGGGGUGGCUGCCGUACUGGCCGCUGCUGCGCCUCCUGGUGGUUCCCCACAGAUGGCUCUCGCUUGCUUUAAUCGCUCAGAAGUAAUCUCUCGUACUCCUCAUUUCUAUGGACUGUUGCAACAGAGGCAGCUCCCGCUUCGGGAUCUCAGCCGAUCGGAGAUCAGCUUGGAGCAUCCCUGA
Molecule: messenger RNA, 450 nt
Organism: Trichosporon asahii var. asahii CBS 2479
Lineage: Eukaryota; Fungi; Basidiomycota; Tremellomycetes; Trichosporonales; Trichosporonaceae
Exons: 3
Coding region: 1-450 (149 amino acids)
Source: RefSeq, a predicted model, not a curated record